AUGCCAUCGAUGCUAUUAGCAUUAUUAUCUGUCAUAUAUUGAGUAAGAUAUAUGACAAGUAUUGCCUGAACCAGUGAAAGAUUAUUCGCAAAAAUUCCUGGUAUGCAGAAUUUAAUGAAUUCCCAACCAAAUUCUUUAAUCAAGACACUUCUGAAACUUGGAUGUGGCUUUUUGGAUUCUAUUUCCCACGCUUUUUCUAAGCGCAAAAGGGACUCAUCGAAUUUAAUUCGUUUUGGAACUUCAACUAAGUUUUGAGGUAAGGGCUUAUUUUUAUUUCAGAAAUAA
Blepharisma stoltei is the source of this 285-nucleotide messenger RNA. The record is from the annotation of a GenBank genome assembly. Lineage: Eukaryota; Ciliophora; Heterotrichea; Heterotrichida; Blepharismidae.